This is a messenger RNA of Gastrolobium bilobum, 441 nucleotides long. RefSeq lists its product as uncharacterized. NCBI's taxonomy places the organism in Eukaryota, Viridiplantae, Streptophyta, Magnoliopsida, Fabales, Fabaceae. The record is from RefSeq and is a predicted model, not a curated record. Bases 1 to 441 code for a protein of 146 amino acids. The transcript has a single exon.
AUGGGGAAAAUUUCAAGCUGUGGAAAGAGAAUGUGGAAAUUGUCCGGCCGCAUGGAUCUCGACAAUGCGCUAAGGACUGAGAAACCCACUUCCACUCAGGAAAAUCCAAACACGGAUAAAAUUGAGAAGUGGGAACGCUCAAAUCGCAUGUUUCUGAUGAUCAUGAAACGUUGCGUUCCGGAGGCGUUUAGGGGUUCGAUCGUUGAGACUACUGAUGCCAAGUUGUUUCUGAAGGAACUCGAGCAAUACUUUGCUCGAAAUGAAAAGGCUGAAAUUGGUCAAACCUUGUCCAAACUCAUAAACAUGAGGUAUAAAGGAAAAGGAAACAUAAGGGAGUACAUUAUGGAAAUGUCUAAUCUUGCUGGAAAACUAAAGGCAUUAAAGUUAGAGCUACCCUCUGAGUUGCUCAUGUACUUAGUUAUUAUAUUUCUUCCUGCAUAA